Scophthalmus maximus (turbot) is the source of this 20926-nucleotide messenger RNA. RefSeq names its product histone-lysine N-methyltransferase 2C-like. NCBI's taxonomy places the organism in Eukaryota, Metazoa, Chordata, Actinopteri, Pleuronectiformes, Scophthalmidae. Gene Ontology annotation, biological process: positive regulation of transcription by RNA polymerase II. Gene Ontology annotation, cellular component: nucleus; MLL3/4 complex. Bases 142 to 20502 code for a protein of 6786 amino acids. Gene Ontology annotation, molecular function: histone H3K4 methyltransferase activity; histone binding; transcription coactivator activity. The transcript is spliced from 77 exons. The record is from RefSeq and is a predicted model, not a curated record.
GGGAAUGUUCCGUCGGACCCCCGCGUCGAGCAGGACGAGUGAAGCGGAUGUGAUCUGUCGGAGAAGUUCGCCGCUGCGUCUCAACGCGUCGCUUUGAGUUGUGAGGAGCUGGAGAGGAAAAAGAGAAUCGCAUCAAAUCAAAUGCCAUCUGAGGCUCAGUCUCAGGAGCCUCGGGACAGAGGACCGCCGCCUCCCGUCACUCGGGCCGGACGCAGCGCUCAGCUGGCCAGAGCCGCCGCUACGAGCUCUGCCAUCGAGAGGCGAACUCGUGGACGACCUCGGAAAGAUGGGAGCAACGGCCGCUCUGCGCCACCCGCCCCCCCUUCUCCCCCUCCCCCUUCAAAGUCAAGGAAGAAGGGGCGGAGUCGAGGCAGAGCACAGGUAGAGGAUGAAGAGAUCACAGACGCCACGCAGAAGAAAUCCCCCAACAAGACAGACGUGAAGGAGAAGAACACAGGACGCCGUCGAUCCACCUCUAGGAGGAAAUCUAACACAGACCCAGACCCAGACCCUGAACCCGAACCCGAACCUGAACCCAGCAAGGAAAGCUUCAGUCCAGAGUCUAAGUUGGACCCUGACCCAUCUCCCCCUGACCCCACAGUCCCAGAGUCCAGCCCACAACCAGCUCACAGUGCUGAAGAGGAGACCACAACCAGCACUGCUCCUCCUGCUGUGCUCCCUGCCUCUAGUCCCGGACCGGCCUCCAGUCCUGGGGAAGAACCUCGCCCCGGCCCCUUGGCCACCUCCAUGUCCCCGGACCGUAGCCCAGUUUACAUCCCAGCCCCCCUGGAGGAGGACUGCAGUCCCGGCAGGGUUCCCAUGGAGACUGAAGGGGGCGGGGCCAGUCCCACGGAGCAGAGUCCAGCUCUGAGUCCCUGCUCAAGUCUUCCUGUGUCCCCCUGCCCUCAGCUGGAGGACGACAAUUCGCUGUCCCCUCUGUACCUGCGCUCUCCGUCAGAGGAGUCCGGGGCCUCGCCCACCCCCAUCCUGGGACACGCCAACAAACGUCUGAAGCAGUGUGCCUUCUGUAACCGUGGCAACGAGCCACCUUUGGGUCAGGGCAGGCUGUUGGUGUUCGGCCCGACGCCCGGCUACAUCCCCCUCCACAUCCUCAACCGCCGAGCCUCCACCGACCGCGACAGCGACUGCCACGACCACUGCUACCGCGGCAACCAGGCCCCGCCCUCGUGCAGCAGUCCAGAGCAGUGUGGAGAGUCGUCAGAGUUUGUGGAGCAGCUCGGACCCGUCGGCCUCCCACAUGACAUCAACGUCCAAUCACUGUUUGACCCCACAGGUCAGUGCUGUGCUCACCUGCAGUGUGCAGCCUGGUCGGAGGGGGUGUGUCGAGGCGAGGGCCAAUCACUGCUCUAUGUGGACAAAGCCAUCGACUCGGGAAGCACACAGGUGUGUGCGUUCUGCGGUCGACUCGGGGCGUCGUUACGUUGCCGGGAGACGAGCUGUGGGCGGAGCUACCACUUCCCCUGUGCUGCUGCUGCCGGAGCCCAUCAGGACUGGAACCAGAGACACACACUGUGUACAAGGCACACACACACAGACGUUCCACAGUGUGCGCUGUGUUCGGAUGGCGGUGAUGACAGUGGUCUGUUGAUGUGUUGCUGCUGUGGUAACUGUUACCACGGCAGCUGCCUGGACCCCCCUCUGGCCCCCUCCCCCCUGUGCCGGGCCGGUUGGCAGUGUCCUCAGUGUCGAGCGUGUCAGUGCUGCAGGCUGCAGGGGGAGGAUGGUGUGAUGAUGCUGGUGUGUGAGCGCUGUGAUAAAGCUUAUCACACACACUGUCUCACUCCACCACUGGAUCACACACCGAGCACUGGCUGGAGCUGCAAGAAUUGCAGAAUGUGCCGUCGCUGUGGCGUGAGGUCGUCAGGCCUGUGGGCCAAUCAUCCGUUCCUGUGCGAGUCAUGUGACCCAGCCCUGCCCUGCCCUCUCUGUGGCCACGCCCCCGACCUCUACACACCACAGGAGUAUCUCACCUGUACCUGCUGCUUUAGGUGUGUCCAUACAGAGUGCGCUGUCCAAACUGGAGAGGGCAGGGCGGGGUCUGAAAGUUACAUCUGCUCCACCUGCAGGCAUCAGGAGGAGGAUCUAAUCCCACGCAGUCCCACACCAGACCUGCCCGUCAGUGUCACACAGACACCACCUAUCUGCAGUCAUACUGAGGAUCCACCCAUCAAUCUUACCGCUCAUAGCCCAGUCCGGCUCAUCUGCUUAGAGCCACCACAGAGUCCUACAAAUACCAUGGGUACACCAUUGCAGCAGGGUCUUACACUAUCUCACCCCAAUUCAUCAGAGCUCCAAAAGACUCCUUCACCUACUCAUCCUGAUCCAUUAGAGCGCCAACAAAGUCCUGCAGACCCUCAGCAAAGUCCAUCUCACCCAAAGGCAUUAGGGCUCCCAAGUCCUACAUCUACUCACCUUGAUACAUCAGAACUCCAAAAAGGUCCUGCGCCUACUCACCCUGAUCCUUCAGAACUCCAACAAAGUCCUGCGCCUACUCACCCUGAUCCUUCAGAACUCCAACAAAGUCCUGCACCUACUAACCCUGAUCCUUCAGAACUCCAACAGAGUCCUGCACCUACUCACCCUGAUCCUUCAGAACUCCCACAGAGUCCUGCACCUACUCACCCUGAUCCUUCAGAACUCCCACAGAGUCCUGCACCUACUCACCCUGAUCCUUCAGAACACCCACAGAUUCCUGCACCUACUCACCCUGAUCCUUCAGAACUCCCACGGAGUCCUGCACCUACUCACCCUGAUCCUUCAGAACACCCACAGAGUCCUGCACCUACUCACCCUGAUCCUUCAGAACUCCCACAGAGUCCUGCACCUAUUCACCCUGAUCCUUCAGAGCUCCAACAAAGUCCUGCACCUACUCACCCUGAUCCUUCAGAGCUCCAACAAAGUCCUGCACCUACUCACCCUGAUCCUUCAGAACUCCCACAAAGUCCUGUACCUAUUAACCCUGAUCUUUCAGAGCUCCAACAGAGUCCUGCACCUAUUAACCCCGAUCCUUCAGAGCUCCAACAGAGUCCUGCACCUAUUAACCCCGAUCCUUCAGAGCUCCAACGGAGUCCUGUACCUACUCAACCUGGUCCUUCAGAGCUCCAACAAAAUCCUGAACCUAUUAACCCUGAUCCUUCAGAGCUCCAACAGAGUCCUGCACCUACUCAGCAGGAUCUCUCAGAGCUCCAACAAAGUCCUACACAUACUCACCCUGAUCAUACAGAGCUCCUACAAAGUCCUGCACCCACACACCCUGCUCCUUCAGAGCUCCAACAAAGUCCUGCACCUGCUCACCCUGAUCUUUCAGAGCUCCUACAAAGUUCUGCACCUACUCACCCUGCUCCUCCAGAGCUCCAACAAAGUCCUGCACCUGCUCACCCUGAUCCUUCAGAGCUCCAACAGAGUCCUGCAACUACCCACCCUGAUCCUUCAGAGCUCCAACUAAGUCCUGCACCUACUCACCCUGAUCCUUCAGAGCUCCAACAGAGUCCUGCACCCACUAACUCUGAUCCUUCAGAGCUCCAACAGAGUCCUGCACACACUCACUCUGAUCCUUCAGAGCUCCAACAGAGUCCUGCACCCACCCACUCUGAUCCUUCAGAGCUCCAACAGAGUCCUGCAUCCACUCACUCUGAUCCUUCAGAGCUCCAACAGAGUCCUGCACCUUUUAACCCCGAUCCUUCAGAGCUCCAACAGAGUCCUGCACACACUCACUCUGAUCCUUCAGAGCUCCAACAGAGUCCUGCACCCACUCACUCUGAUCCUUCAGAGCUCCAACAGAGUCCUGCACCCACUCACUCUGAUCCUUCAGAGCUCCAACAGAGUCCUUCACCCACUCAAUCUGAUCCUUCAGAGCUUCUUCAAAGUCCUUCACCCACUCACCCUGAUCCUUCAGAGCUCCAACAAAGUCCUGCACCCACUCACCCUGAUCCUUCAGAGCUCCAACAGGGUCCUGCAUCCGCUCACCCUGAUCCUUCAAGGCUCCAACAAAGUCCUGCACCCACUCACCCUGAUCCUUCAGAGCUCCAACAGGGUCCUGCAUCUGCUCACCCUGAUCCUUCAGAGCUCCAACAGGGUCCUGCAUCCGCUCACCCUGAUCCUUCAGAGCUCCAACAGGGUCCUGCAUCCGCUCACCCUGAUCCUUCAGAGCUCCAACAGAGUCCUGCACCUAUUAACCCUGAUCCUUCAGAGCUCCAACAGAGUCCUGCAUCCGCUCACCCUGAUCCUUCAGAGCUCCAACAAAGUCCUGAACCUACUCACCCUGAUCCUUCAGAGCUCCAACAAAGUCUUUCACCUACACACCCUGAUACAUCUGAGCUCCAACCAUGUCCUGUACCUACUCACCCCGAUCCAUCAGAGCUCCAAGCAAUUCUGAAAACAUCUUAUUCUAAUCAAACGGAGCUCCAAAAAAAUGAAAUUCCCGGUCACCCUGGUACAGCAGAGUUUGAAACAAGUCCUUUGCCUUCUUCCUAUGAUACUACAGAACUUCCACCAUUGCAACCUAGUCCUGUAGAAGUCCAGGAAAGACAACCCCCUUCUCACUGUAAUACAUUAUUGCUCCAAGAAAGCCCUACAGAGGCUCACUCUGGUCCAGAACUUCAAAAAAGAACUAUGCCUUCCCCUCCUGAUUCUGUUCAACUGCAACUCAGCACUACCCAUGUGACUUCCACGCAGGCUCAGCAAAGUUGUAACCAGCUAAUCUGCACCUCUACUAGCCCUAUCCAGAAUCCCACAGUGGAGCAGCUUAAAGCCGCAGAGUCUCAGCAGAGUCCAACACAAGGUAGGCCCCUUCCUUGUGGCCUUGCAUAUAGUGAGACCCAGGAAAUGCUUAGUCCUCGCUUGGUUCAGCCAGGGAUUUUGGAGCCGCAGAUCAGCCGAAAUCCUGCGCAGGACAUCACCACAGAGACACAGCAGGAUAGAUCAUGUAGUCCUGCUAAUAUCAUCAUCAAACAGCCUCAGCACAGUCCCCGACAAAGUUGUCAUAGUUCUACGCCACAUAGUGCUAGACAAGUUGGCACCUCACCUCCGCAGAGUUCCAUACAGAAUGCUGAAUCUACACUGGACCAGGAGAUCCCUGGAUCAAGCACCCCUGCUCAACUGCAGUGUGGGGCUGCACAGGAAAUUUCUACACUGGAACAGGACUCCUCGUCAGACUACUGUAGGUUUACCCAGACAGCAAGACGAUACGCCUCAUUGAGGUCCGUUUCCGCUCCAUGUAGUCCAUCACCCUCCCCACUGAGACCAACACAGUGUAGUCUGUCACAGCCUGCUAGCCCAGUACAAGCCUACUCCAUACAGCCUGUGAGUCCUUUGCAGCUUAGCCUGCUUCCUUCUUGGCUUCCUGCAAAGUUAAGAGUCACUGAGGAAUCCACCGAAACCAGUACUACAAAGCUGAAGUCUUUGGAGCAUAGCCCUAUACCGCUGAGUUCAAACAUUGAUGGCCAAACACUGGAAAGUAGCCUCACCUGUGAACUGUCCACUGUGUCUCCUGAUAGCCACGGCACAGAUGCUCAUCUUCCAAACCAGUUUGGUCCUAUUCAGUGUAGCCUGCUUAGCCCUGACCCGUGUAGCCCUUGCCAUGUCCCUGCUAGCUCCUUACCAGAAAGCCUUGUUCACAUUAGCACUUCAACGGAACACAGUAGCCUAACUUUCUCACCUUGUGCUGAUGAAACUGAGGAAAAUCCUCACCCAGCUAGCCACAGUUAUCAGUGGCCUUCUCAUGACAGACCCUCAGGCUGCAUGGAAGGCAAAGCUAGCCCCAUACAUAUCCAAGCUAGCUCAGCUAGUUCUAGCCCUACACGUACCAGUGAAAUGCCUACUAGCCCUGCCAGCACUCUUCAGGCUUGUGCUAGCUCCAUGCCAAUUGAGACUAGCCCUGCACACAUCAGCCAUUCAACGUCUGAGACUAACAUCUCAGCAAUCCACACUCCCUCGUGUCAGGAUGAAGAGAUGCAGGUAGCUCUCAACCACUCAACUCUUAUUAUUCAGUCAGAAGCUGGUCCCUGCUAUCCUAACUCCACUCCCAGCAGUCCAGUUCAUACUACUGCUAGAAAUGCUGACGCAACUCUCACAGAAGCCAGCGGUGGCUGCAAUCCAACGGGCACCAUAGAUGCUCCAGAGAUAACUAUUCCCAACAUUUUUAGUUUUGCGGAGCUCACGAGCCAAAGUCACACACAUCCUUGUCAGGCAAGUCCCUCACAUGUCCAAACUACCUGUAGUCCUUCAGAGACUACUCCAGCUAGCUUUAGUCCUCCACACUGUAUGCUGACUGCUUGUAGCCCAGCUAGUAACUCUGUUAUCCACAGUCCCAGCAACAUUAUCUUAGACUGCAGUGGCCAGACAGGUCCCCACUCAGCUAGCCUACCUGAUGUAUGUAUAAUCCACAGUCCACCAAGGUCUAGUCCUGCUGGUCAAGCUAGUCCUGUUCACAUACAGAGCACCUCUAGCGGUGUCCACUCAGGCCCUCUCAAAAUACAGAGUCCCUCAUUAUCUAACUUGACGUACAGUAGCCCUGCACAUGCUUCUGUUGUUUGUUUUAGUCCACCUCACAGUCCAGCUCAGGCCAGUGAAACCUUUUAUAGUCCAGCAGAUAACCCACAUUAUAGCCUAUCUCUCGACACUGGAACUCCUUCUGGCCCUUCUGUGGCACAGCUGAGCCCCUCUUCGGUAAGUUCAAAUCCUGAUGACGACCCCACGGCCAGUUCUAUAAUACAUAGCUAUGUUCUUCCCACUGCAGUUCACCUUGAUCCAGGACUUGUGUCUACAGACAAAAUCAUGCAGAUGAUCUCAGAACCUGCCAGUUCCAAACCUGAUGACUCACCUGCGGCUAGCCUCAACCAGGCUAGUCUGAGCCAGGUUAGCCCGUCUCCAGUUAGUCCUCACCCAGACCCUGACAGUUUAGCUCUUGAAAACCAAGAAGAAAGAACAACGCCCUUUGUUGAUGCUACUUCAAUUCAGGCUAGUGUGAGCCAUGCUAGUCCCGUUCAUUCUGCCCCCUCUCAGGAUAACGCUGCGAUGCCUAGCACUAGUCACACUAGUGAAACGCCUGCUAGUCCCCCACCCCCUGCCCCGUCACCCCCAGCCCCUAACCCUGCUCACACAUUCUCCUGUCACACUCUGCAAGCUCAAGCCAGCUCUGUGCACAGUAGCCCAGCUGCAAGUCCUGUUUGUGGCCCCAUGGAUUCAGGUUCUACACCGAAUUCCCCUGGUCCUAGUCCUGUCAGCCCUCUGCAGCCAAAAGUUGGUCCCAGUCCUGUUCUCGAUAGAACUACAAGGUGCGAGGCUAGCCCCGGUCCCAAUCAGGUUCUCCCUACUCUUGCUACUACUGUGCAGUCUGAAAACAGCCCUAGUCCUGGUCCUGCUAGUCCUGUUCGGCCUGACGCUGGUCCUGGGAACCUUGAGCGAGACCCAAAAACAGAGAGGAAGUCUGCAGCUGCUGAGGACAUCGAGGUGGCCGCGGAGCAGAAGACUGAAGAGGAGGAGUCUGACGUUGAAGCUCUCCAGCAGCCGGAGGAGGUGGAGCCUCAUCAGACAACAGAGAAGGAGGAGCCUGUUGGGAGGACAGAGGAAGUAGGAGAACAAGACCAGGAGGAGGAUCCUCCUCCAGGAGUCUCAUCACUCCUCCAUGACGACCAUCAGUCUCCUCACACUGCUGCUGCCUCCCCCUCACUCUCCCCCCAACCCCCUACACCACACUCUGCCUUACCCCUACAACAGCCCUCCGACUCACUCACAUCUUCACCUCCUGCCUUGCCCCUCCCCUCUCCACAGUCUCCGCCUCCUUCUCCUCCUCGAGCUGGAUCUCUGGAGGCUGCCUUACCCCCCUGCUGCUCCCCCCACACUCCACAUCCCCCCUCCCCUCCUCCGGAGGACUGCCCCCUGGAAGGGGAGCCCACCAAUAUAGGAGGAGUUGAGACCGGGACAGGAGCAGAGGCGGGGCUUGAGAACACAACAAUUUCCAGCCAAUCACAGAACCAGUUUGAAUCAGUUUCUGUGGCAACACAACCCACCAAAGAUGAACACCAGUCACUCGCUGGGCCUCCACAAAGCGAGGAACAGGAGGAGGAGCAGGAGGCGGAGCAGGAGAAGGAGCCUACUGAAAUGCCAGAACCAGCAUCAAAUCGGGCGCCUGCUCCUGAGGCGGUUGCUGGUCAACAGCCAAUGAGGGAGAGGCAGGAUUCGGAGGAGGAGGAAGAUAUUGAUGGGAUGGAUGAAGAGGAGGUGAGGGAGGUGACAUGGGAUGAGGAGGAGCCAGUGAGCCCGGUGCUGGACCUGGACUCCUCCUUUGACAAGGAGGUGAUGGAGCUGAUGAGCUCCUCAAUCCUCCCCCCCUCCCUCUUACACCUGUCCUCCCCCAGUCCACCUCCCCCCUCCCGCCGGGGGAAGGGUCGCACCCUCCGGUCUCCCCCCUGCUCCUCCAGGCCUCUGGACGACCUGUCCCUCCGUCUGAGGCAGUCUCCCUUCUCCACUGAGGCCUCCCCCGAGACCUCCCCAUCCAGAGCGCCCCUCACCCCGCCCUCACCCCCCCUCAGGUCUCCCCCCUCCGCCAGAGAGUCUCCACCUCUCUCCAAGGCUCCUUCCAUCACUGUUCUUCCCCUCACUCCUAAGAUCGGCAUGGGGAAACCGGCCAUCACUAAGAGGAAGUUCUCCCCCGGCAGAGCCAGGGUCAAGCAGGGUUCGUGUUGGAGUAACUGCAGGGCGGUGAGCCCCCCCUCGUCCUCCCAGGAUUCCACGGGGGAGGGAGGGUGGGACAGCCCUAAGCGCCAACCACCGGACUCCCCCGUCUGGAGCAUGAGAGUGGGCCGCGGGUCAGGGUUUCCGGGCAGGAGGAGGUCGAGAGGAGGAGGUGUUGGAGGCGGAAGAGGAGGAGGCCGAGGAAGGAGCCGACUGAAGACUCAGGACAGUGUGACUGUGUCACCUGGAGUGAGCACACACACACAGUGUGUGUCUGUAGAACCGUUCCAGCCGAAGGACGAGGAGGAGAACUCCAUGCAUAACACGGUGGUGAUGUUCUCCACCUCGGACCACUUCACCCUACGACAGGACAUGUGUGUGGUGUGUGGUAGUUUUGGUCAGGGUGCUGAAGGCCGACUGUUGCCGUGCUCUCAGUGUGGACAGUGCUACCACCCAUACUGUGUCAACGUCAAGGUUACGCGGGUGGUCCUCACCAAAGGGUGGCGCUGUCUGGAGUGUACGGUGUGUGAGGCGUGUGGCGAGGCCAGCGACCCUGCACGACUUUUGCUAUGUGACGACUGUGACAUCAGCUACCACACCUACUGUCUGGACCCGCCCCUUCUCACUGUACCUAAAGGAGCCUGGAAGUGCAAGUGGUGUGUGUGGUGUGUGCAGUGUGGCUCCGCUUCCCCUGGGCUGCGCUCUGAUUGGCAGAGUAACUACAGUCGCUGUGGCCCGUGUUCCAGUCUGAGUCGCUGUCCUGUGUGUCAGAGGGCAUACGCCACCGACGACCUCAUCCUGCAGUGUCAGCAGUGCGACAGGUGGGUCCACGCUGUGUGUCAGGGUCUGACCUCAGAGGAGGACGUGGAGUUUGCUGCUGAUGAAGGCUUCGACUGUUCGCUGUGCAGAACACAAGGUCGAGGCUCGAUGGUGCGGUCAGACAGUUGUGAUUCUCCCUUCAUGGCUCACAUUGUCUGCAGGAUGAGAGAACCAGACACAAAGACCUACACUCAGGACGGAGUGUGUCUCACAGAGUCCGGUCUGUCUCAGCUUCAGAGUCUGGUCGAACCUCUGAUGUCACCGCGCCGGUACCGCAGGUGUAAACCCAAACUGAAGCUGAGGAUCAUCAACCAGAACAGUGUGUCUGUCCUCCAGACUCCAGACCCCGACCCCCCCACCGAGCAGGACCACAGCAGAGGUCAGAGGUCACACAUGGAGUCAGGGGAGACGUUCUGUCAGUGUCCUCACAACUGUAACAAGACGUUUGUUUCUCCAGGUGACUUGGAGUGUGAGUUGAAAUCCGACUCCAGCCCCGAGCGCGACCAAGCCCCCGAUGAAGAUGUCGCCAAGGAGCCUGAGGUUGCCGACGACAACAAGAAAAGGAAGAGGAAACCGUACAGGCCUGGUAUCGGGGGCUUCAUGGUGCGUCAGCGUGGAGGGAAGUCGGGGACGAGCAGAAUAUCACUGAGCAGAAAAGACUCAACAGAAACGCUCGGCCGAGAUGAAGGCCUGUUGGAUGGUGACAUUGCCAUGGAGACGGCGCCCCCUGCUGACCAGACGAUGGAGAAGGUGAAGAAGAGGUACAGGAAGAAGAAGACGAAGCUGGAGGAGGCUUUCCCAUCUUAUCUCCAGGAAGCUUUUUUCGGUCGGGAUCUUCUGGUCCUGAGCCGGCAGGUGGACAGGAAGGUGGGGCCAGAGACCCUGGGCAGCAGCCAAUCAGCGGCAGGUUAUUUGAAAAGCCCCACCCCUGGUUCACAUGGCCCCUCCCCCUCAGAACUGCUUGGCGGUGCCAUGGCAACCAACAAGAAACAGGGACAACUGCCCAUGUCGGAGGAAGCUCUUGUGGAUCUGUGUGAUGUUCUCAACACUGACCCUCACAUCCUGGGGACAGGACACACAGGUCAGUUCCAGGUUGAGCGCUCCCCCUCCCCAUUUGCCGGACUGGACAUCAGCUCCAUGGCUGAUGACACAUAUUUGACCUCUGAGCUGACAGGAAGUGGUAGGCGUGGCCAGAGGGCAAUGCAGGAGGAGCCUCUGGACGCCAUCUUGAGUCCUGAGCUGGACAAGAUGGUCACUGAUGGUGCCAUCCUCAGCAAACUCUACAAGAUCCCAGAGUUGGAGGGGAAGGACGUGGAGGAGGUGUUCACUGCUGUUCUCAGUCCAAACAGCAGCAGCAACCAACCAGAGCAGAGCCAACACACACACACUGCUGCAGGAAGCAAGACACACACACACCACUCAGCUGAUAUGUUUCCUCGUCUGCCACUGAUGAACGGCCUGAUGGGAGCAGCUCCUCGCUUUCCCAACAUUCCCAUGAUGCCUGGUGGCGUCCCAGCAGGUUUUAGGAUGCCCCCCCCCGGAGGCCCCAUCCCCAUUCCGCCCCCUGGUUCCACAUCCGUGCUGACCCCAGCCAAUCAGACGCCAGCAGGAGAAGGCGAGCAGGACGCCAUGUCGACGGCUCAGAGGGGAAUGUUGAAGUGGGAGAAGGAAGAAACGCUGGGAGAGAUGGCGACUGUCGCUCCGGUCCUCUACUGCAACACCAAUUUCCCCCAGCUGAGGGAGCAGCACCCAGACUGGUCCACCAGAGUGAAGCAGAUUGCUAAGCUGUGGAGAAAAGCCAGCUCUCAGGACAGAGCACCCUUUGUGCAAAAAGCUCGAGAUAACCGGGCGGCGCAGCGCAUCAGCAAGGUGCAGCUGUCCAACGACCCACUGAGGCGCCAACCGCCCCUUCAACCGCAACAGCAGCAACAGCAGCAACAGCUGCAACGGCAACAGCCGCAACAGCUGCCACAGCAACAACUGCAGCAACUGCAACAGCAGCAACUGCAACAGCAGCAACAGCUACAACAGCAACAACAACAGCUGCAACAACAGCAACAACAGCAACAGCAGAUGCAACAGCAGAUGCAACAGCUGCUGCCAGAACCACAGCUGGGACUCUAUGACCCCGUUUCCAUGGAGACAGAUGUGAAAGACCCUCUGAGGCCGAAGGAGACGGAGCAGGAGCAGGAGUGGAAGUUCAGACAGGGAGAGGUAGGUGACAGAUGUGGAGCCAGUAAGAAGAGCAGAGUCCUAAAAUCACCAACAGAUACAGAUUGUCCACUCCAGGCACCUGUAGCAGGAAGUGGCAGAGAGGCUCUGAUCAUGCGUCAGAAGAGUAAGCAGCAGGCGAAGAUCGAGGCGACUCAGAAGUUGGAGCAGGUGAAGAAUGAGCAGCUGCAGCAGCAGCGUCUUCUCGCCGGCCAGCGUCCGGUGGAGCGUCUGUCCCCUGAGAGCGGCAGCCGCAGCCCCCUGACCCCCGGGGGUGGAACCUCCCCCCUCCAUCACCCGGCUUCCAGGGAGGGUCCAUCGAGGCAGAACCUGUCCUUGCAGGGGGGUGAGAGUUCAGGAUUGGCCGACGACGUGUUCCUCAGACCUCAAGCUCCACCCCCUUCUGGCUUUUCCUCUCUCCCUCACUCCCCUCACCCCUCCUCCCCUCUCCACCAGCCCCCGUCCUCCCCCCAGAUGUUCUCCCCGCCCUCCUCCCGCCCCUCCUCUCCUUGGGAUCCUUACAGUAAGGUAGUGGGGACUCCUCGCCCCCCCUCCUCCCAGUCGGGUCCUCCAGCCGCCCAGCAGCAGCAUCACAACUCCCUCAGCGCCUCCCCGGCCCACGACACCUUUGGUUCUCCUGCACCCUCCCCCGACUCCAAAACCACCGACGUUUCCCGAGCCCUUGGACCCCCACCAGGACUCCAGCAGAGUAGAGCAGGUAUGAUGAGCCCCCCCUCUGGCUCCGCCCAAGACCAUGCAGCCAGACUCGUUGGUAUCCGAGCAGCUGAAACCUUCCAGAGGACUCCUCAUAACAGCGGUAACCUCCGUGUAGCGGUGUGUGAAUCGUACAGUCGCGUUAGUGAACUGGUUCAGAGUGGGGUGUUUAAAGCCCCCAUGCCCCCCCAGCACCAGCAGGAGAUGUUUGGAAGCACUGGAGGGGGAAGGAGGGACCCGUCCAGGCCCACAGACCUGGGGUUUGUCCUCGCCCAGUCGCAGGACCCUCCCUUCCCCUCCACUCCACUAUCAGGGCUGGGCUCCCCCCACCGCAGCCCCUACGCCCAGACGCCCGGGACCCCAAGACCUGACUACAGCCAGCAGGUCACUGACCCCUUCACCCAGCAGUCACCUUUGGCCUCCCGGCCCUCUCCUGACCCAUACACCAACCCCCAGACUCCUGGUACUCCACGUCCACACUCUGACCCCACCUACCUCUCCACCCCUCCUGCGCUGCGACUGGACCAGUACAACCAGCAGCCCCCCAACCGCCGCCCUUCCCCCUCCCACCCAGCCCUCGACCCCUAUGCCUCCAACCCAGGGACGCCCCGCCCCUCUGUCACGGACCACUUCCCUCGAUCUCCAGGCAGUCAGCGGGGCACCGACCCCUUCGCCCCAGUGGAGAGCUUCACUCCUCAGCCCGCGGGCCCCGGGUCGUCCCCUCUGGCUCCAGGACUGUCCGGGGAGACUGCAGCUUUCGUCCUGACACCCCACCAGUCUCCAGGAAGACAACCGCUACAGCAGGACUCAUUUCCCAGAACCCACGGCAACCAGACCCCAAAGCGCUCUGGGAUGUCAGAGGAGGGUGGGUUCUCUGGUUUGGCCGGUCAGACUCCGGGUCACGACCCUUUUGAGCAGGGUCACAUUACACCUGGCCCUUCGCAGACGGACAAGACAGCAGCCAUUGAAAUGGCGGUGCUGAAUGUGGCCUCUGUGGAUGGACCAAUGAGCAUGCUGCCUCAGCCCGGUGACUCAGAGGAGAAGCUCAGACAGCGUCAGCGGCUGCGGCAGCUCAUCCUGAGGCAGCAGCAGCAAAAGAGUGCCUUGCGUCAGGAGAAAGGUCUCCAGGAACCGGCUGCUGCUCAACCUGGCCCCGCCCCCGGCUCAGGGGCGGUCCGUCACUGGUCCCAGGACGACUCCACCGCUCCUCCAGCAGACUUGUUUGGACGCCCCCCACCUCCCUACCCCGGCACAGUGAGGCCUGGUGGGCCAGCGACAGCCCCAAGGUUCCCUGGAGGUUUCUCAGGGGAGCAGCAGAGAGGCUUCACACCCACCGAGGCCCCCUUCCCCAGGCACAGCUUUCCCAGAGAGCUUGGAGUCCGAGCCCCGGUGCUGAGGUUUGGUGUUCCUCCAGCAGGUCUCCAGGACUCGUUCAUACGCCCUCCCCAGGGAUCGGUGCCGGGACCUGGGCUCGGUGCAGUGGAGGAAGUCUCGGUCCAGAUGAGGAGGCCGAUGCCUGGGGAGUUCACUGGUAUCCGACCUCUCCCCAGUCCCAGCGGUCACCCACACAUGAUGCCAGGUGUACCCCAGCCGUUCCCCCUACGUUCCCUCCCCCUGCAGCAGCACAGCAUCAUGGGACAGCCCUACAUCGAGCUGCGACACCGGGCACCCGAGAGUCGCCUGAGGCCGCCCUUCCCUCUGCCCAUGGCCUCGGACCCCGAGGCCACGCUGCUUCACCCCAGAGACCCCCAGCCUUCACCGGUCAGGUUCGGCCAGGGGGUCCGGGUGGGCGAGACGUUGCUGGGACAGCAGAUGGUGAUUGCGGUUGGCGUGGAGCAGCUGCAGCAGCAGCACCUCAGCCUCCCUGGGGCAGACGGGAUGGAGGAGCACCUGGAGGGGGAGGACUCGGCCGUGAAGGACCUGGAGGACGUGGAGGUGAAAGAUCUGGUCGACCUCAACCUGAACCUCGACCCUGAAGACGGUAAAGAUCUGGAUCUGGGUCCUAACGACCUGCAUCUUGAUGACUUCCUGCUGUCGGGGAAGUUCGACCUGAUCGCCUACGCCGACCCAGAGCUGGACCUGGAGGACAAGAAGGACAUGUUCAACGAGGAGCUGGACCUGGGGGAGCCGCUGGAGGACGGGGGAGCGGGUGGGUCUAGAAGGGCAGAUAGCCACGCCCACCUAGUGGGUGUGGUGAAACAGGAAGGGGUGGACAGCCACUCUGCUGCCCAGCAACUUGCAACGAAGCCUGUGGUCGUCUCCACCAAGGUGGAGGACACACCAGCUCUCCAGGCUCUGAUGUCGGGCAUGGCUCCCAGGGUUCACCCCCCUCUGGCUGCAGGUCAACCGUCUGUCUUCCAGCACCAGAGACCCUUUGGAUCCUCGUCUCUCCUCACCCCUCACCCGCCUCACCCCCUGCCCCGUCUCCUCCUCAACCCCCAGAACCAAUCUCCACAGGAGGGAACGUCCACCCAGAACCAGACCCAGGUGCAGAACCAGAACAAACUGAGGCCCAUGCUCCUGGAGGAGCAGCCCCUCCUCCUGCAGGACCUCCUGGACCAGGAGCGUCAGGAGCAGCAGCAGCAGAAACACAUGCAGACCCUGAUCCGACACAAGCCCGCCUCGGACCCCCUUUUCCCCAACAUGGAGGACUUUGACUCGGACCCCAUCAUGACGGCUAAGAUGGUCGCUCUGAAGGGGAUCAACAAGGUGAUGACUCAGGGAAACUUGGGACUGAACCCGAAUGUCAUCAACAGGUUCCAGCAGCCUCCAGCUCCGGGACCCCCGGGUCCAGAGGAGACGCCUCCGUCUCCAGUUCUGCCUGCACAGGACCAGAAGGUGAAUCCUCAGUUGGUGCGACCCGACCCCCCCAGCUUCGUCAACGAGUCUCAGCGGCGUCAGUACGAGGAGUGGCUCGGGGAGACGCAGCGCCUCCUGCAGAUGCAGCAGCGCCUACUGGAGGAUCAGAUCGCCGCCCACCGCAAGACCAGGAAGGCUCUGUCGGCCAAACAGAGGACGGCCAAAAAGGCGGGCCGCACCCUGACCGAGGAGGACGCCGCCCAACUGUGCCACAUCACGGAGCAGCAGGCGGCCGUGCAGAAACAGCUGGAGCAGAUCCGGAAGCAGCAGAAGGACCACGCAGAGCUGAUCGAGGACUACAGGACCAAGCAGCAGCCCCCAGCCGCCCCCCCCAUGACGCCUGCAGGAGCACCGCCCCUUCCCCAGUCCAUGGUCCCCAUGCAGCCCCACCCAGGCGCAGCAACGCCGACCUGCAUCCCUAAUGUAUGCCCCGGUUGGACCCAGGGGGACGGGGCUCCGGGGGUCAUGGGGCAGAGGAUGCCACCUCAUCUGCCCCCUCAGAUGCCCACCGCCCUGCCCAAAGCCCCCCAGGCCUCCCCACACACCCAGGCUCCAACGGUCAUGGCACCAAGGCUCGCGGCUCCACCAGCGGGCUGCAAUGCCGGGGCCAGGGGCCCCGCUGGGGGUCCCCCCGGAGCAGAAGGGGACGGAGCCACACCUCAGGUGAAGUUCGACGACAACAACCCGUUCAGUGAAGGAUUCCAGGAGAGGGAGCGGAGGGAGCGUCUGAGGGAGCAGCAGGAGCGACAAAGAGUCCAACUCAUGCAGGAGGUGGAGCGCCACCGUGCCCUGCAGCAGAGGCUGGAGCUGGAGCAGCAAAGCCUCCUGGGAGCGGCCGCUCGCCCUGGAGGUCCUGCGGCGGCACCACCCGCCCCGGGUGGAGACGGCCUCUCACAGAUGCCUUUCUUCAGCUCCGAGCUGCCCCAGGACUUCCUCCAGUCGCCCCCGGCCUCCAGGCCUCCGCAGCACCAGGGCCAGGCGGGGGGGGCGUUCCCCAAGAAGACAGGCCUCCACCAGGCCUUCACCGGACCCCUCCACCAUGGUGCUCGCCCACCUCCCAGUCUGCUGCCUGGCAGAACCCCGUCUGAACACGGACCCCCCUUGGACGUCGCUCCGUCCAACCUCCAGACCAGGCCGAGUCUCCCGGGCCCCACCGGGCAUGUGGCCAACGAACAGGUGCGCCCAGCUGGGAUAUGCACUUCGGGAUUAACCCCCUCCCAUCUUGGGGGUCAGGGUCUCCUCCCCUGCUCCUCCUCUGGAAGCCCCGCCUCCCUCAUCCAGCUCUACUCUGACAUCAUCCCCGACGACAGACCAAAGAAGAAGAGGAGCAGGAAGAGGGACGGAGACGAGGGCAUUGGGGGAGGGGGAGCCCGGACGCCCUUGUCCCAUUCUGAUGACAUCACAGCCCCACCCACUCCUGUGUUCUCUGACCACUCUUGCUCUACUCCCACUCAGGGCAGCAUGGACCAAUCAGACGUGUCGUUUGCCGGUCUGGCCCCGUCGUCAGAGCUGGAGAGACAGCUGUCUGUCGGCUCUGUGGCCCAGCAGAGAGCCUCGGUCCUGAGUAUAGAGUGUCCGAGAGGCUCCCUGUUCGCACCUCUGCUGGAAGUCAAGGAGGAGCGUGAGGAGGGCGGAGCCUGUGGGGCAGGUGUGGUGAAGAUGGAGGAGGGCGAGGGAUUCUCCUCCCCCCUCCACGGGGGAGACGGAGGAAAGGAGCUGCUUAGACACCUGCUGAAGGACAAGACCUCCCCCGCCACCACGCCGUCGCCCACCGGACACGCCCACCGCCAGCUCUCCAAUGAGAGUGCCCGGUCCGAGGAGGAGGACAGGCCCGGUUCCUAUGGCAACGUGGUGAUGACGGACAGUCCUGGUCCAGACUCCUCCCCCAGGAAGAAGACUCAGCGCUGUAAGAGACUCGCUCGCCCAGAGAAGGACCGAGCUCCUCCCAGGAACAAGAGGAGGAAGAGGGAGGAGGAAGAGAAGACGCUCCACUCCUCCGACGACCCGCUGACCACUCACCUGAGACAGCUGGCGGUGCUGCCCCUUAUGGAGCCGGUUCUGGGGGCGGAUCUGAGCCUGUUCCCACCGUACGGCAGCUCGUCUGUGGGCAGAGACUCCAGACUGACGGGCUCCUUUGGUAACGGCUGUCUGGAGGGAGUCACCGACUACUACUCCCAUCUCAUAUACAAGAAUAACCUCAGUAACCCCCCCACACCUCCAGCCUCUCUGCCCCCCACACCCCCACCUGUCGCCAGGCAGAAGCUGGUGAACGGCUUCGCUACGAUGGAGGAGCUGAGGAAAGACACGGAGCAGGAAGUGAAAAGUGCGUCAGGGCUGAAGCAGAAAGGGGAGGGGCUUCUGACUUUAAACAACGCCCCAAAGACAGUGGACGUCCCCGCGUCCCUGCCGACUCCGCCCCACAACAACCAGGAGGAGCUCAGGGUCCAGGAAUCGUCGGAGCGCGACAGUCCGGACGGCUUCGUCCCGUCGUCGUCUCCAGAGAGCGUGGUGGACAUGGAGGUCAGCAGGUUCCCCGACCUGUCCUUCAUCAAGCUGGAGCCCCCCUCGCCCUGCCCAUCGCCUACAAUACCCAUCAUGCCCUGCGCCUGGGGGAAAGGCUCUGCACUGAAACAGGAAGUGAAGGCGGAGCCUAUCCACCAGGUUCCUCCCUCCUGUGCAAACACAGACCUGGUUACCAUAGCGAUAACCCUGAACCCUGUCGCAGCUCAGAACGUUGCAGGUGUGAUGGCGGCGGUGGCCGAGCUGCUGCGAAUCCCCGUCCCCCUCGACUAUCAGCUGAACCCCGAGCGCAGCUCCCUGGCCCUGUUGGCUGGAGUGAGAGUACCGCUGACUCAGGGUUCGACAGGCAGCCGACAGCUGAGACCUCCUUCAGCUGGAAAAACUGGUGUCAGGAUGGACUACAGCCAACAUGGCGUCUCUGCUGCAGCUGCCAGACCUCAGUCUUGCAGCUACUGCAAGGUGCUACUGGGAAACGGAGUCUGCGUGGUCAAAGAGCUAAAACAGGAGGAUCAGUCCAGACCAGGACCCAGCCUGGUGUUCUGUAGUCCCACCUGCUCUGCUCGGUACACCCCCGACUCCCAGAGGAGCAAGCCGGUGGUUCCCGUCCUGCUGUCCGGCUCCGAGCGCCCCCCCCCCAGCAGAGUGCAGCAUCAGUACAACAACAACGUGUCGUCCAUCACAGUCCACUCCCUUCCCCACACCCCCCCCUCUCCUCCCCCCACCUCCUCCUCCUCCCCAACACUCGCCUUCCCCCCUGCUGCUGCCGUCACCAUGGAGACCAGGCCUCGCAUGGACAGCCUGAAGGUGAAGCUCAAGCUGAAGCCCCGCCCCCGCGCGGUCCCAGGUGGAGAUGACUUAACUCGACACGGGAAGAGGAUGAAGAGUUCACGCUGGAGACGCUGGAGCGUUAGCAUCACACUUAGCCGGGGUCCUUGCUUUACGAACGAGGCAGUUUCCAUGCCAACGGAGGAGGAAGUGGACGUGCUGUUGAAGAAGUUGGGGGCGUGUCUUCGACCCGACCCGUUACCCAAAGAUCAGCGGAGGUGCUGCUUCUGUCACCAGCAGGGAGAUGGACGGACGGACGGCCCGGCCAGACUGCUGAACCUGGACCUGGACCUCUGGGUCCACCUGAACUGCGCCCUGUGGUCCAGUGAGGUGUACGAGACUCAGGCCGGCGCUCUGAUCAAUGUGGAGCUGGCUCUGAGACGAGGUCUCACUCUGCGCUGUGCUCACUGUCAACAAACUGGAGCCACGAGCGGCUGCAACCGCCUCCGCUGCACCAACACGUACCACUUCACCUGCGCGCUGGCGGCCCACUGCACCUUCUUCAAAGACAAGACGAUGCUGUGUCACCUCCACAAGCCCUGGACGGUUACUCUCGGUGGGGAAAGGUCUUCCAGCGGUUCCCCCUCCUCCACCCCAGGGCUGACCUCUGACCUGGGGUCGAUGGCGGACAGCGACCCGUACGACUCGGAGCUACGGUGCUUUGCCGUGUUCCGCCGGGUGUUCGUGCAGCGAGACGAGGCGCGGCAGAUCGCUGCCGUGGUUCAGCGCGGCGAGCGGCAGCACACCUUCCGGGUCGGCAGCCUGCUGUUCCGCGCCGUCGGCAGGCUCCUCCCCCAGCAGAUGAAGGCCUUCCACAACCAGGCCGCCAUCUUUCCUGUCGGUUACCAUGCCAACCGCAUCUACUGGAGCAUGCGCCACAGCAGCCGACGCUGUAAGUACCAGUGCUACAUCGAGGAGCAGGAGAGUCGACCUCUGUUCAGAGUGAAGGUCGUGGAGAAGGGACACGACGACCUCGUCCUGACCGGACCCUCACCUAAAGCUGUGUGGGACCAGAUCCUGGACCCCGUGGCCCAGAUGAGGUCGUCCUCUGGGACCCUGAAGCUGUUUCCUGUUUACCUGAAGGGAGAAGAUCUGUUCGGUCUGACGACCUCGGCAGUGACGAGGAUCAUUGAGUCUUUGCCAGGUGUGGAGGCGUGUGAACGGUACUCGUUCCGUUUUGGCAGGAACCCCCUGAUGGAGUGGCCUCUGGCCUUCAACCCAUCGGGCUCGGCUCGGUCUGAGCCCAAAGCCUGUCAGACCAAGAGGUCCAACCCGUUGACCGGCGUGGCCCCCAGGUGUCAGGGGUCGGUGGGCUCCAUCGUGGGCCUCGUCCCCGGUGUCGUGUCUCUGUCUCCGGGCGAAUCCGUGGCGGCGGCUCAUCAGGGUCGACACUCCAAGUCGUCUCAGUACCGACGCAUGACGACUGAAUGGAAGAGCAACGUGUACCUGGCCCGCUCCCGCAUCCAGGGUCUGGGUCUUUACGCUGCCAGAGACAUUGAGAAAUGCACCAUGGUCAUCGAAUACAUCGGCACCAUCAUCAGGAGCGAAGUGGCCAAUCGCAAGGAGAGGCUGUACGAGUCCCAGAACCGAGGCGUGUACAUGUUCCGGAUCGACAACGACUUUGUGAUCGACGCCACCAUUACAGGCGGACCUGCCAGGUAUAUCAACCACUCGUGUUCCCCCAACUGCAUCACGGAGGUGGUGACGGUGGAGAAGGAAAACAAGAUCAUCAUCAGCUCCUGUCGACGCAUCCAGAGAGGAGAGGAGUUGUCUUACGACUACAAGUUUGACCUGGAGGACGAUCAACACAAGAUCCCCUGUCACUGUGGAGCCGUCAACUGUCACCGCUGGAUGAACUGACACACACACGCACACACACACACUCUCUCUCUGGCAGCUCUCUCUCUCUCUCUCUCUCUCUCUCUCUCUCAUCUCGGUGCUGAAACUGGAUGUCGAUCGCCCUCGACAUAUCCGAAUUGACGGUAAUAAUAAUAAAACUGAUCAAUACAUUUUUGAUCAGAACUAAUAAUGAUGGGGCCAGGGGGCGGGGCUAACCAAGAGGCUGGUCCUCUGUGUACAUUGUGUAAAUGUGAGUCAGUGAAAUAAGAGAAUGUGUCGUCAAAGGGACGUUUAUCAAUAAAGUUGCACUAAAAAUCAAACAAACAUAAUAAAUCUCCACGGAAACAGACUUGACCCUUGACCCCCCCCCCCUUGUUCAUUUCCUGUAAGAUAAGAGAUUUUUGUUUUUGUAUUUAUUACUGAAUAAAGAUAUUUUCUAAAUCUG